GGUGUGGUCAGGAGGAGGAGGGCGCAGCAGGUGGCACUGCAGUUCAGAAGGGUGGCAUCAGGGUGCACGUACAAUGGGCACAGGAGGCUCUGGUUGUGUGUAGUGAUGCGAUGUAGUGAGGGACUCCGCAGAGGUCACAGAUAGCAGAGGGCGCUGACACAUGCUGAAGGGCAGUACUGAGACCCAGCUGCAGCACCCAGACUCACAGGAGAGCCCGACAGGCAUUGACACGAUCUCCGUCCAUUUAUCGCCCGGAGUAAUGGAGCCAGUACCAGCCGCAGUCAAUGGGGGGCGCAGUCUAGCCCCCCUGGUCCAGCAGCCUGCGGUGAAAGCCGUGCACGUGUACAGGAAUGGGGACCUCUUCUACCGCGGCCGCCGCAUGCUGAUCCAUGAGAAGAGGGUGGGCAGCUUCGACAUCUUCCUGAAGGAUGUGACUGGCAAGGUGCAGGCGCCCUUCGGGGCAGUACGGAACAUUUACACCCCGAGACAUGGGCACCGGGUGACCUCUCUGGAGGAGCUGCAGCCCGGAGAAUACUACGUGGCCGGAGGGAAGGAGAGCUUCAAGAGGCUGGACUACAUUCAUAUUGGAGAGAUCAAGAAAAAGCCUGUAGACCCCAUGAGCCAGGUGAAACCUGUGUCCCACAGCAGAAUCAAUGUAUCGGCAAGAUUUAGAAAAAAUCUUCAAGAGCCGUGUACUGUGUUCCUUAUUGCUAAUGGUGAUAUCAUGAACCCAGUGGUGCGUUUAUUGAUACCUGGGAAAGUCCUGGAUCAGUGGGAAUUUGUUCUUGCCUUGGUUACAGACAAAGUGAAACUCCGAAGUGGAGCUGUACACAGAUUAUACACAUUAGAAGGAGUUCCCAUUCAAGAUGGCUCUGAAUUAGAAAAUGGACAGUUUUACGUUGCAGUCGGCAGAGAAAAAUUCAAAAAGUUGCCAUACAGUGAUCUGAUAUUUACAAAGUCAUCUGUUAGAAGGGCACAAGGUUCUAAAGCAUCGUCAUUGCCUCCCAUAAAUGGAUAUAGAAAGUCUAAGGAGAAUAGGCAUGAGCGUCACGUCAAAUCUACUGGAGGUUCUGCUGAUACCGUGGAAAAUCUCAUAUCUCCUCAACCACCUAAGACAAAAGCAAAGAGAAAUCCGGAACCUCACGUUCUCCACAAGCCUGUCCGUGUGAAGCAGAAAAAAACAAUAGUAAUGAAUAAUAAUGUUGAAUAUCAAGAAAAUGAUGAUGGCAUUUUCAAAGCUGGCGAAGACAGAUCAGAAAUGUGGGGGGCAUCAGAAGUUCAGGAAGAUGAAAACACUAAAGUGGAGGUUCCGGUUGAUCAGAGAGUAGCUGAAACAGUUGAAGAAGAAGUACAAGACAAUGAGGGUCAAGAGGAUGAGGAGACUGCUGAAGAUGCAGAAGAACAGGAAGAUGACCAUAAUAAUGUCCAAGCAGAUCACCUCCAUGAGGAAGAAACAGGUGAAAAUGAGGAACAUGGUAUGGUAAGUCAUGAAGGCGAAGCAAAUAAUGGGAAGAUGCACAAUGAUUCAGAAGAUGUGAUUGAUAAUUAUGGAGAUGGACAUUGGGAAGAAGAUCAGCAAUUAAAUUCAGUAGACACACAUGGUGAAGGCAUUGGGCAAAUUAACAAUGAUAUUUAUGGGAGAGAAGAAGAUGAAGAUGAAGACCACGAUGGAGACAGAAAUGAUCAAAGUCAGGCUGAAUAUUCACUUCCAAGACCAACAUCCUCAAGACUUCUGGAGAAGGUCUCCACUCCUAGUGAAGAUGAGAAGAAGGAAUUUGUUGCUGCAGUCUAAACUGAAGAAGAUGACCCUUGUUCUACAAUGCUACCUUGAUACUUGAAUCUGCAUGUUUUAUUGUAUCAUUACAAUGCUGGAGGAUUAUACUAUAUGUUUGUAGACGUGUGUAUUCCACUAUACACACCCUCAUAAUGCUUCAGAAUAUGCACUGUUUCUAAGGCAGGUUAUUUUUUAUCAAGAAUGUCGUUCCUUUCUAUUUAUUAGGUUACUUUUUAUAUCGCCAGAUGUUUUGUAAUCAUAAUUUGAACGUUUUGUGAAGCCAUAUUACAUUACCUGUACCAUUGCACUAUUCCCAGUCUCUUCCUAUAUAGACAUUGCUCGUUGCUUCUUUUAUUACAUUUGGUGUACAAGUCAAUGAAAGAUAACAAAGUAACAUACGGCAACCAAUCUUUACUUUUCUAAGUUGUCAUACAAGAGGGUGUAAUCCCAUUAGUUGCUAUGUGUCACAUCUUGUUUUCUUAGCUACCUAUCCUCCAGACAGACAUAUAUUCCAAUACAUUUAAUAGAAUUUUACGUAAUAUAAUUAUAAUACAUAGUAGUCAGUAUUUGGUUCUCAAUCAGACACUGAACAUACAGCCAGGUUCUCGUUAUAUUCAUCCUAGGAGACAAUGCUCAGGCUAAUUAGAAAACAUCUUCCAUCACUAUUGCUAUUAUACGUUAUACAACACCAUGUGGCGCCCGUUGACAGUAAUUUACGUUGUGCAUGUAAAGAUUUUAUGGUCUCUGUUUACUAGCUGUAAUGUCUGCCAGUGAAUGCAGACACAGGACAAAUAACGACCUAUGUUCCCUUCUGAAAGUUUACUGUGGUCACCAGGUUGAAAUGUUCUAACAUUUCUUCAAGAACUAGAAAUCCUUUUACACUAAGAAAGAUAAAUUCCGGACAUGAGUGUACUGGGCCCGCGUCAUUAUUAUGCAACUUUACUGAAAAUUACAUAAUGUAGUUCUCUUGAUGAAAUGGAGAUAACGCACAUGGACAGAUUAUCCAGAAACCUCAAUGAGAAUACAAAGAGACAGUUUGUACCCAUCUAGGCAGAUAUAAUCUGACCCAUUUUGUUAAUGGCUGAGAGCUCAAGUGCUAAAAAAAAAUAGUUUCUCAACAUGCACAAUUUGCGGAUUAUCCCUGUAGAUGCUAGAGGCGGGCGACCAAGUGUGUU
This is a messenger RNA of Bufo bufo (common toad), 2949 nucleotides long. RefSeq names its product doublecortin domain containing 2 (gene DCDC2). The record is from RefSeq and is a predicted model, not a curated record. NCBI's taxonomy places the organism in Eukaryota, Metazoa, Chordata, Amphibia, Anura, Bufonidae. Gene Ontology annotation, cellular component: microtubule; microtubule organizing center; kinocilium. The coding region runs from base 161 to 1792 and encodes 543 amino acids. The transcript is spliced from 10 exons. Gene Ontology annotation, biological process: neuron migration; dendrite morphogenesis; intracellular signal transduction.